AUGAUAGGCAGAAUAUCGGUUUAAGGGCGUGGAAGAUUCUAGUAGUUUGUAGACCUUUCUCGAAGUACAGUCGUUAUGUAUAAAUUAUGAACGUUGGAAACAGUAGACGUAUUAUACUGUCAGAAGUCGUUGUUUCUUGUAGUAGGGUAAAGGAGACUCUUAUGUGGCUUUUGUUUCUUUAUUGUACGUGUUUGUAAAUAACCAUAAGAGUACUGUUUUAAGUUAUAAAACGUAAUUAAGAGCAUUAAAAAAAAUAAUAGUAUUUUGGGACUUCUAAUUAAACUCGAUAUCUGAAGUAUCACAAUGGGAAAAGAUUAUUACAAAAUCUUGGGUAUUCAGAAAGGCUCUUCGGAUGAGGAGAUUAAAAAAGCGUAUCGUAAACAGGCUCUCAAAUACCAUCCAGAUAAAAAUAAAUCUCCGGGAGCUGAAGAAAAGUUUAAGGAAAUUGCUGAAGCGUACGAUGUUUUGAGUGAUCAAAAAAAACGAGACAUAUAUGAUAAAUAUGGAGAAGAAGGACUGAAGAAUGGAACAGGAGGAAGUGAUGGGUCUUCAUUCAGUUACACUUUUCAUGGUGACCCUCAUGCCAUGUUUGCAGAAUUUUUUGGAAAUCGAAACCCUUUUGAUAUGUUCUUUAACCCCCGAAAUGGAGAUGAAGACAUGGAUGUAGAUGAUCCAUUUGCUACCUUUGGCAUGGGGGGAAUGGGAGGUUUAGGAGGGAUGGGAGGAAUGGGCGGAAUGGGCUUUCCACGAGCUAGACAUAAUCGGGACAGUGUAACGAAAAAGCAGGACCCCCCUGUUACUCAUGAUCUUUUUGUUUCCUUGGAGGAGAUUUACACAGGCUGCACAAAAAAGAUGAAAAUAUCUCACAAACGUUUGAAUCCAGAUGGGAGAACUGUAAGAUCAGAGGAAAAGAUCUUGGCUAUAGAGAUCAAGAAGGGCUGGAAGGAGGGCACCAAGAUCACAUUUCCCAAAGAAGGAGAUGAAACUCCCACUAACAUCCCUGCUGAUGUUGUGUUUGUUUUGAAAGAUAAACCUCACCCGUAUUUUAAGAGAGAUGGUUCUGAUGUAAUCUGUCCAGUCAAGGUCAGCCUUCGUGAGGCUUUGUGUGGUUGCAAAGUGAAGUAUCGAACUUUGGACGAUAGGAGUUUGUCAUUAACAGUGAGUGACAUCAUCAAGCCAGGAAUGCGGCACAGAAUUCCAGGAGAAGGACUGCCAUUCCCAAAGAACCCUACUCAGAGAGGGAAUCUUAUUUUGGAAUUUGAGGUGCAAUUCCCAGACAGAAUUCCCCAGGCUUCUAAAGAAGCUUUGAAGGAUAUACUGCCAGCAUGAAAUGCUCUUUUUAUGUAUGACAUGUAUUGGAAUAGCUUGAGUCACAAGUUUAAAUUGUAUAUUUUUUAAAUAUAAAAAAUGGCAGGGCGAUCGUUCACCUGUGUCUGAAUAACAAACACAGGAUUAUUGCUGCCUUUAAGCAUCUCUGUAUAGAGAUGUUUUAAGUACUUGGUGUUUACUCCUUUUAUGGUCAUCUGAAUGGCUUUUUUUUUCUGCAGUCCAGACUACAACAGACUGCUACAUUUCUGCCAGCCAUACUUGGAUAACCUUUGGAGGAGCAAACAUGACUGCCAUUUUAAAAGGUAUUGAGUUUUAUUGGUGGUUGAUAUUGAUUAAAUUAGACUGGAGAGUAAAAGUCUAUAGUUACAGCUUGGUUAAGGUCACCAUUCUGAGGUAGAUGAAUAUGGCUAAAGAGUAAAGGAAAUGUGCAGUUGGAGACUCUCCUUAAAAACUGAGGAGCACAAACAUCUGCUAUAAUUUUUAAAUGUUUGUAUCAGGUUUAUUGUUGGUUACUGGUGAAAUCAGAAGUCUAUUGUUAAAGCUUGACCAAUGUCAACAGUUCUGAGACAAAUUAAUUUGGUUCAGGAGUAUAGGUAAUGUGCAGUUGAGCAAUUUUCCUUACAAAAUUAAGACUGCCUUAUUUUGGUGUGAAUUUCCCUGUCCCCCUUUUUUCUGUCUAUAUUCCAGAAUUUCAGUAGAUACACAUUGUGAUUAAUAUUGGCCAGAACAUAUUUAAAAUCUGUCUGUAUCCCAACUUUUCCUAUUUUUGUUAUGAUAGUUAAUAAGGAGGCACCGGUAAUUCACUAAACAGUUGAGGUGCCCUGUAUGCAGUCUGCAUGCCCUUCCUUUGUGUUUGUUUUGUCUGGUGCUAGUCUCUUUCCAUAUCCCAGAAACUUGCUAUAGGUGAAUUGUCAGUCCUUCAGAUUGCCAAUAGACAUGCAUCAUUAAUGUCCUAGCAAGGAUUAGUUUCUUUGUUUUGUGCCACAGACUGCUGGGUUAAGCUCCAAGCUUCCAUGUGACCUGAACUCACAAGUGGAUUGAAGAAUAAAUGAUUCAAUUAAGGCAAUUCUCCCCAGUAACCCAUAAAAGAGACAAAUUAUAAUCUCAUCUCUUGUAUUCUUAGUUUGUCAUGCAUUAGGACAACAUAGAAAGGUGUUCAUUUUUUGAACAAGUGUUGCACAUGACAUUUCUAUACAGCAUUACUUGAGUGGUCCCAGAAUUCCUGAUUAAUCUGGCUGUACUGUCUCGGCUCUGAUUUGAUGCCUUAUUUGUGCAUCUUAUUUUCUUGUGUACAUAAUGAUUUUUUUUAAAUAGGCCAAGAAUAAAGGUAUCCAAGACUGACAUGUAAAGGAUGAAAUGUGCAAGUAUGUAAUUUGAAAGAAAUUGCCUGUUUAUUUGUGGUAUAAAUAUGGUUCAUGCAGUAAUGUCACAGAUAGUGCUCAAGUUUUUGAAGGGUUUGUGGCUGUCCACCAUCACGUUUCCAGGAUACAUUGAGAAGGUGUAGGUCCUUCUCCAUUAUUCUAAAAUGGUGUAUUUUGUUGGUUACACGAACUCUGUAGUCAAGCAGAUGUUAGGCCUUGGGGUUGGUUACAUGCUGUAUGAAAUGUCAGCAGUAGGCAUCUUUCAAGCACUUGUCUGGGAUUACAAAACAGCACACAUUUUUCUGUUGUAUUAAAUAGUUGAAAAGAUGAAUUUGUAUAUUUUUAAACAUUGUUUCUUUUGCUUGAUGUAUAUUACAUGUAUACUAAUGCUUCAGAAAACUUGUGAUUGUUGGAGUGCAGGAGCACAUCCAAUGAGUGUUUUUAACCCUUUCUGGAAUGUUCUGCUAAGUAGAUUGGGUUAAAUUUGUCCUUUUUAUAAAAGGAUUGCUUAGCAAAGGUAAGGGACCAAAAGUUACAAACUCAACAGAGCUCAAGUUGAGUGUUUAUGUUCAAAAAUAAAAUUUCUUGUGUUAUACAGAA
Messenger RNA from Protopterus annectens (West African lungfish), 3290 nucleotides. It is a transcript of the gene DNAJB1, whose product is annotated as DnaJ heat shock protein family (Hsp40) member B1. The transcript is spliced from 3 exons. NCBI's taxonomy places the organism in Eukaryota, Metazoa, Chordata, Ceratodontiformes, Protopteridae. Gene Ontology annotation, molecular function: transcription corepressor activity; Hsp70 protein binding. The record is from RefSeq and is a predicted model, not a curated record. Gene Ontology annotation, cellular component: cytosol. Bases 304 to 1329 code for a protein of 341 amino acids.